GGGGAAAAAUUUUUUAUACAUACUUAAUGGUUGAAAAAGCAAAGUUCAGAAUUGUUUAAACCACCAAGAAGUAACUCUCCUAACUCCCCAGAAAAAGCCAUUUAUAACAAUUUGAUAUAUCUGUCCAGUUAGGUCCUAUACAAAUGCAUGUGCACAAAUAUAUACAUGUACUCAUUAUGUGCACAUGUAUCUUUUAACAAAACGGCCUCCUUCUGUUUUGCAACUUGCUUUUUUCACUUUGUAUAGACAGUGGUCAGUAUCAAGAUAUAGAUCAAAUUUAUUCUUUAACAGCUUCAUAGUAUACUGCCUGGAUAUGCUGUAAUUUAUAGAUCCAUAAAAACACUUGCUUUGGUUGUCCUCAGUGUUUUACUACCAAGUAAUGCCCCUGUACCAAUAUAUUUAUACUCUUUUAUAUCUUGGCUAAAUUGCAAGAAGGGGAAUGGGUCAAAGACUGAUACUGCCAUAUUAUCUUCCAGAAGUGUUCAUACCAAAUGACUUCAUGGGGUAGAUUUUGACAAGACUUUAAAGCACUAUGUAAAAAUUUGAAGCCAUAAGGUAAAGACAAAUAAAUUUUACUAUGUAAGAACUGAAAUUUUCUGUUAAGCAAAAAUGUCAUUCACAAAGUCGGGGUACUGAGGGCUUUUACCAAAAUUUAAUUAAACAUCUUUAAAACUAGGCCGGGGGAGGCAGGCUCAGAUGGCCCAAGGAGCUGCAGUCGCCCUUCGAGCCCUCCUUGCCGACACUAUGCUCCAGUUCCUGCUUGGAUUUACUCUUGGCAAUGUGGUGGGAAUGUAUCUGGCUCAGAAUUAUGACAUACUUGAAGAAAUUAAAAAGGAUGUGGAUGCCAAGAAGAAACCCCCUAGUUCAUGAGGCUGACUCUAGCACUGCCUCCUGGAUAAACUGAUUCUACUGUUCUUGAGGGCCUCCUUUACCAACUGAACCAAAAGUUUUUGUUUUCAUCUCCAGCCUCAGCAAUUUUCUUCUUUGCUAGACCCUGCAUUGCCUUACAGCACAAAUAGGGCCACAAGUUAAGAAUAACCCUUACUUUUCCAACAUCCUCACUUCUUCCCUUCCUCCUUCCAGCCACUUGGGAGGUCCUGAGAAUGGAAUUAUGGUGCUAGAUUAAUAAACAUGACCUUUAAUUAGUAGUUUCUCCCUUAUUCUUUGGGAUU
Molecule: messenger RNA, 1172 nt
Organism: Kogia breviceps (pygmy sperm whale)
Lineage: Eukaryota; Metazoa; Chordata; Mammalia; Artiodactyla; Physeteridae
Source: RefSeq, a predicted model, not a curated record